UAUACAUAAAAUCACUUCCUGUCAGGAGUGAUUUGAUUGCUAAUAAAAGUUUGUCCUCGUUAUAUUUGUUAAGCUAUUUCUGUUGAACCACUUAGAUUAAGCUGUGACUAUUAAAGAUACAUUAAGUGAUAUCUGCUUAUCAAGGCUGAUAUUUUAGGUUUACUUGUUCCAAGUAAGUGACAAAAACUUGUGAGGUCACGCCGGAUUUCAAGAAAAAAUGGCGGGUGUACUAUUCGAAGAUAUAUUCGACGUAAAAGAUAUUGACCCUGACGGGAAAAAGUUUGACAGAGUCUCCAGACUGUUCUGCGAGUCCGAGUCUUUCAAGAUGGACCUGAUCCUAGACGUGAACACACAGCAGUACCCUGUUGAUUUAGGUGACAAGUUCCGUAUGGUGCUGGCCACAACAUUAAGAGAAGACGGAUCCCCAGACGAUGGAGAGUUCAACCCCCUUGACACCGGACCGUCCCGGGCCGACAGCUUUGAAUACGUCAUGUAUGGCAAAGUGUACAAAAUUGAAGGAGACGAAACUGGUCCAGAUUCCUCCCGAUUAGCUGCCUACGUAUCCUAUGGUGGUCUACUAAUGAGGUUACAAGGAGACGCUAACAACCUGCACGGAUUCGAGAUGGAUUCCCAUGUGUACCUGUUGGUGAAGAAGUUAGCAUUUUAAUCCGUGUGAAUGUAUUGCGAGUAUAGAUGUGAGAGUGAUGAAACAAAAGAAUUUGCUUUUCAAUUUACAGAUCAUACAAGUAUUGUUUGAUAAUCGUUUGAUUCACACCAGUCAGAAGACGGCCCCAGUGCAUGUUUGCUCUCGACAAAUAUUGCAUUGUUUGUAUAACAGUUUAAAAGUCAAAUCUAUUUUGUUAACUUCAAACGUAUUCAUGAUGAGUGAUCAAUAAAUGCAAAACCAGAAUUGAAAAAAAAUGUACAUUUUUACAGUUCUUUCGACCUGUUGAUUGUUAAGUGAGGAACAGAAGUCAAGACAAGAAUGAGAAUGAAAGAGUGAGCGGAAGAUUGAGAAAAGGGAAAAUAUCGGGGUGUGAAAUAUCGCCCAACCACCAUUUCACAUGUGUUCAUCUUUCUCGAGACUUCAUUUUUUAUAAUAAAAUCAGUAUGAAUAUA
Molecule: messenger RNA, 1119 nt
Organism: Mizuhopecten yessoensis (Yesso scallop)
Lineage: Eukaryota; Metazoa; Mollusca; Bivalvia; Pectinida; Pectinidae
Product: DNA-directed RNA polymerases I, II, and III subunit RPABC3-like
Exons: 4
Coding region: 218-667 (149 amino acids)
Biological process (GO): DNA-templated transcription
Cellular component (GO): RNA polymerase I complex; RNA polymerase III complex; RNA polymerase II, core complex
Molecular function (GO): DNA-directed RNA polymerase activity
Source: RefSeq, a predicted model, not a curated record